AUGGUAUUUGGAUUUGGUAAAGACGAUAGAGAAAAAAGGGGUGGUGACGAUGACAACAGCUACGGUGGAUCCAGAACUGGAAACAACAACGAUGACAACUAUGGAUCGUCUUCUUUUGGUAGUGGUGGAAAUAAUGACGACUCGUAUGGUUCUUCCAACAAGAGAAGCGGAUAUGGCAACGAUAAUGACGACUCUUAUGGAUCAUCAAACAGAGGUGGCAAUUCAUCCUCAUUUGGCAACAAUAACAAUGAUGACAACAGCUAUGGCUCAUCAAACAAGAGAGGAGGUAAUGACUCUUACGGUAAUGAUGAUUCAUAUGGAUCGUCCAACAGGUCUGGAGGAAGCAACACAUUUGGUAACGAUAAUGAUGACUCUUAUGGUUCAUCAAAUACAAGAAGUGGUGGUUACGGUAAUGAUGAUUCAUAUGGAUCUUCAAACAGAUCAGGUGGAAACUCAUCCUCAUUUGGUAAUAAUGAUGAUGAUAACUAUGGAUCAUCAAACAAGAGAGGAGGCAAUGACUCUUACGGUAAUGAUGAUUCAUAUGGAUCGUCCAACAGAUCUGGAGGAAGCAACAGAUAUGACAAUGACAAUGAUGACUCCUAUGGUUCAUCAAACAGACGUGAUUUCUAA
Lodderomyces margitis is the source of this 630-nucleotide messenger RNA. RefSeq names its product DNA damage-responsive protein 48 (gene DDR48). Lineage: Eukaryota; Fungi; Ascomycota; Pichiomycetes; Serinales; Debaryomycetaceae. The record is from RefSeq and is a predicted model, not a curated record. The transcript has a single exon. The coding region runs from base 1 to 630 and encodes 209 amino acids.